GAUAGCCUUCUACUCCCGUCAGCUCCUUCCCGCCGAGAUAAACUACAUCGUUGAUGAACGUGAGUGCACGUGAGGUCGCCGGCAUUGUGUUUGACCGAGUCGUUCGUUACCACGGCUUACCUCUGAGCAUCAUAUCUGACCAUGACCCGCGCUUUACACGUCGAUUCUGGCGACGGCUCCACGAGGUGUACGACACUCAGCUUUGCUUCUCCUCGUCUUACCUUCCUCAGACUGAUGGUCAGACCGAGAUCACGAACAGGACUCUCGGAGAUAUUCUCCGAAAGAUUGUUCGUGACGACCAGCAGUGGGAUCUCCAUCUUGCCCCCGCGGAGAUAGCCUACAACCACGCCGUCUCGCCAACCACGGGGAUGUCGCCUUACUAUUGCGACCUCAGCUAUCACCCUCAUGUUCCCGCGGACUUCCUUCGACCGUCACAGAUGCACCCCGACACGAGUUGUCCCGCGCUGGAUGAUUGGGUUGCACACAUGACGUCGAUCACGAAGACCGCACAUGAGCACAUGGCAGCACGUGCGAACCGAUCGAGGAUGGACCAUCCAUUCAAAGUCGGUGAUGAUGUGCUUGUCGACGCCCGCCACUUACAGCUCGACUCGGAAGCGGACACGCUUCGCAAGUUUCGGCGUCGCUUCUUUGGCCCAUGCUGCAUCCUCCAGGUCGUCGGUUCUGAUACAGCUUCUAGCCCGGUCAGCUUCCGUGUGAAGCUGCCCGACUACCUACGCCAGACUCGUGUGCACGAUGUCUACCACGUCUCGUUACUGCGUCCUUACCGCAGACUGUCUGAGCGUUUCGCUAGACGACCAUACGAGCGUCCUCCACCCAUCAUGGUGGACAGCCACGAGGAGUUCCUCGUUUCAGACAUCAUUGGUCGCCGAGUCACCGACAACAACCCCCGUCAUGUCGAGUAUCUCGUACGUUGGAAGGGUUACCCUGAUGAGGAGGCUACCUGGAAGCCUCUUGAGCACUUGCAGCACGCUUGCAUGUUGGUGCGUGCUUAUGAUCUUGCUUACCGGAAUGUUGAAGGCAUCAACGGUCACUGGCAAGCAUGUCACGAAGGAAUGUUGAAGCACCUCCAGGAGCAGUUGAAGAAACAUUUCACGAUCAAGGGGACACGGGGGAAGAAUGUGGGAAAGGGAUCUAAGUACUGGAGGUGCAACUACUACGACUUGAGGUUGGCCGGGACUGCCACGAGGCUCCGGGUUCACUUCUUGGACAUGUGCAACCUUGACAACGUAAUCGUCCCGUUGUCAGUGGAGGAGAGGGUGAGGAGGGAAGCUGAAAUGUUGGACGGGAAGUGCCUUGCUCACAUGUUGAUGCAGAUUGAGGCUGGAGGUGCUGGGCCCAGCAACAUGCCGACCGCUUCAAGUCAUGCACUGGAGUUUCCGAGCUCUCAGGCCGAUGGUGCAGACAUUACUGGCGAGACGGCCACACCUCAGACCACUGGGGGCACCGCUCUUGGAUCGAAGCCAAGUUCGGGGAGGCCACUAAGGCAGAUACCCGUCGGUACAAUGUUCUGGAAGUCUGUCUGCGUGGAGGGCAAGGAGAAGGAUUCGGCAACUUAUUUUCGGGUGUUAGACGACGUCAUAAAGGAAAUUGGAGCGGAUGCGGUCGUUGGUGUAGUCAUGGACAACGCAAGGGUGUGCGUGAAGGCAGGCAAGAUGGUGGAUCCCGCCUAUCCGACCAUCUUCAGCGUCGGUUGUACGGUACAUGCGCUGGACCUCGCGCUGGAGGAUAUGUACAAGGAAAUGCCUUGGAUGGCGCAGGUGGUCGAUGCUGGCAACAAGGUCGGUCGUUUCUUCUCCAAUGUGGACAAAGCAAGGGCUUCGUUCCACCAUUACUCCCCGAAGACAAAGAUGAAGCGUCCGACGGUGACCAGAUUCGCAACGAACUUCGAGAUGUUGCAGUCGCUCAAGGGAUUGCGGAAAGCUCUUGACCACUGUGUGUGCAACAAGGGGUGGGUGGACAAGAUGGUGCGGAAUGACCAGUUGGUGGCAUUCCAUGAUGUAACCACCAUCGUCCUUGACAAGGGCGGCUUCUGGAGGAAUUUGCAGAAGGUGCUUGAUGUCAUGCAGCCGGUGGUGGAGCUGCUCUGUUUGGUGGAUGGGCAAGGAGCAACCAUCUCAAAGGUUUACUUCAAGAUGGAUCAGGUUGUGCAGAAUCUGCAUGCCCUGGAAUCCUUAUCGGUGGAGGAGCACAAGGCGGUGAAGCGCAUCCUCAUGGGCCGCUGGGCUUUUCUGACAUACGAGCUACAUUGUGUUGCAGCCUUCUUGGACCCUGAGCAUCGGAUGCACAACGCACAGCGCGAUUCGGAGGUUCGUGUCGGGUUCAACAUUUGGUUGUACCUAUAAAUCCCCCUCGGCAGUGGACAGACGCGGCCGAGUCCGCAACCCCGCGGACGCGUCUGCGUGAAGGCACGUCUUCGCGGACGCGUGGCGGCCGCU
Molecule: messenger RNA, 2456 nt
Organism: Chara braunii
Lineage: Eukaryota; Viridiplantae; Streptophyta; Charophyceae; Charales; Characeae
Source: the annotation of a GenBank genome assembly